AUUUCCCAAAUUUUCUUUGAACGCGUUUCCCCUCGAACCAACCGUUCACUAGCCUCCUCCCGCUUCAUCAUCAUCCCGGUACAAAGAUAAUGGCAGAAGUAGCAUCCAAGCCUCCGGCCAAGAGCUCCGGAUUUACCGACAAGGAAAAGCCCAUGGAAGUUCGUAUGAGCAACAUCGUCGCAGCCAAAGCUGUUGGUGAUGCUAUCAGAACUUCAUUGGGACCCAGAGGCAUGGACAAAAUGAUCCAAACCGGCAACGGUGAAGUUGUUAUCACCAACGACGGUGCUACUAUCUUGAAACAUAUGGCUGUACUUCAUCCUUCGGCCAAGAUGUUGGUCGAUCUGUCAGCUGCACAGGAUGUGGAAGCUGGUGAUGGUACCACUUCUGUUGUUGUGUUAUGUAGUUCGCUCCUUUCUGCUGCUCAGAAGCUUUUGCACAAAGGUAUUCAUCCUACAACUAUUGCCGAGUCUUUCCAGCGCGCAGCCGCCAAAUCCGUAGAGUACCUUACCGAAAUGUCAACCCCAUUGGACCUUGCCGACCGCGAAUCCUUGUUACAAGCGGCCUCUACUUCCCUUAACUCCAAGAUUGUUUCACAAUAUUCCACACUUCUUGCCCCCAUUGCCGUCGAUGCAGUCAUUCGAGUGAUUGAUCCCAAUGUGGCCGAUAACGUUAACUUGAACGAUGUCCGCAUAGUAAAGAAGGUUGGCGGUACUAUUGAUGAUACCGAAAUGGUGGAUGGUUUGGUCUUGAACCAAACCGUGGUGAAAUCUGCCGGUGGCCCUAUUCGUAUGGAAAAGGCCAAAAUUGGUCUCAUUCAAUUCCAGUUAUCUCCCCCCAAGCCUGAUAUGGAAAAUCAAAUCGUGGUGAAUGACUACCGACAAAUGGAUAAAAUCCUCAAAGAAGAGCGUCAAUAUCUGUUAAAUAUGUGCAAAAAGAUCAAGAAGAGCGGCUGUAAUGUAUUGCUUAUCCAAAAGUCGAUCCUCCGUGAUGCUGUGAAUGAGUUAUCACUUCAUUUCCUUGCCAAACUCAAGAUCAUGGUCGUCAAGGAUGUUGAGCGUGACGAAAUUGAAUUUAUCGCCAAGUCACUUGGUUGCAAGCCUGUCGCUGACGUUGAAUCUUUCACCGAUGAUAAACUGGGUUAUGCCGACCUCAUUGAAGAAGUCGAUUCCGCAGGUUCCAAGAUUGUCAAAGUUACAGGCAUGAGACACGCUGGAAAGACCGUGUCUGUGGUUUGCCGAGGCGCCAACUCCUUGGUGUUGGAGGAAUCUCACCGAUCACUUCACGAUGCUCUUUGUGUCGUACGAUGUCUUGUGAAGAAGAAAGCUUUGAUUGCCGGUGGUGGUGCUCCUGAAAUUGAAGUAUCCCAGCGAUUGAUGGACCAUGCAAAGACUUUGAAGGGUAUGGAGCAGUACUGUUUCCAAGCGUUUGCCGAAGCGCUUGAAGUUAUUCCUACCACUCUCGCCGAAAAUGCGGGCUUGAACCCAAUCUCCAUUGUUACCGAACUGAGAAACAAGCAUGCUCUUGGUGAGAAGACUGCCGGUAUCAACGUGAAGAAGGGUACCAUUACCAAUAUCUUGGAAGAAAACGUCAUCCAACCUCUGUUGGUCAGCACAAGUGCCAUUGAAUUAGCCGCUGAAACCGUCAAGAUGAUUUUGAAGAUUGAUGAUUUGGUUCAGAGCCGAUAAAUCAAAUCAUCCAACAAAUAAAAAAUAUAACACUGUCUGCAUUGUUUUUUUUUGUAUUUUUAUUUUGUGAAUCUAUUUUGUUUGUGG
Messenger RNA from Radiomyces spectabilis, 1772 nucleotides. Its product is annotated as T-complex protein 1 subunit delta. Gene Ontology annotation, cellular component: chaperonin-containing T-complex. Gene Ontology annotation, molecular function: ATP-dependent protein folding chaperone; ATP hydrolysis activity; ATP binding. The transcript is spliced from 10 exons. The record is from RefSeq and is a predicted model, not a curated record. Gene Ontology annotation, biological process: protein folding. The coding region runs from base 90 to 1685 and encodes 531 amino acids. Lineage: Eukaryota; Fungi; Mucoromycota; Mucoromycetes; Mucorales; Radiomycetaceae.